AUGCGUCCACGCGUCGUUGUCGCCGCAAAGGCUCUGACACCGCUCCAAUCUCUCCUGACGCGUCGAUGGCGGCCACAAUGGGUCUGCUCGAGCUGCCGGCCUCGACAGCAGCCAUGGCGUGCGCUGGCGACUUCGACCUCGAAGCCGUCUGAUCAGGACAAGCCAUACUAUGUCACGACGCCGAUAUUCUACGUCAAUGCCGCGCCGCAUGUCGGCCACAUGUACACCAUGAUUCUGGCCGAUGUCCUCAAGAGAUGGCAAGAGAUGAAGGGAAGGAAAGCGGUGCUGCUGACAGGCACUGACGAGCAUGGCAUGAAGAUUCAACGGGCGGCCGCCAAAGCUGGUGUSGAUCCCAAGGAGUUCUGCGAUCAGGGUGCGGAAGUAUUUCGAGAUCUUGGUAAAAGGGUGGAUCUAAGUAAUGAGAUCUUCAUUCGGACCACCGACAAGAAGCACAAGGAAGGCGUCGAAUAUGCUUGGCAGAUGUUGGAGGAGCGCGAUCUGAUAUACGAGAGCAAGCAUGAGGGCUGGUAUAGCGUCUCGGAUGAGACCUUCUACCCUCAGGCCCAGGUGCAUCUCAUUGUGGAUCCGCCGACAGGCCGAAAGAUCAUGGUGAGCCUUGAGACGGGCAAGGAGGUGGAAUGGACGAGUGAGAGGAACUACCAUUUUCGUCUGAGCGCGUUCAGGGAGAAACUGCUGAAGUUUUACGAGGAGAAUCCAAAAUACAUUGUGCCAAAGUCACGGAUGGACGAUGUGGUGCGACAGGUCACUGCUGGUUUGGAAGAUCUCUCGGUGUCGCGACCUGCUGAGCGCCUCACCUGGGGUGUCCCUGUGCCUACUGAUUCUUCACAAACCAUCUACGUCUGGCUAGAUGCGCUUUUGAAUUACGCAACGGCAGUGGGCUACCCAUUCACACCCGGCCAGGAGGGUGCUGGAGGUUGGCCAGUCGACGUGCAAGUUGUGGGCAAGGACAUUGUUCGAUUUCAUUGCAUCUACUGGCCUGCAUUCUUAAUGGCACUGGAUCUUCCACUGCACAAGCAAGUCCUCACGCACGCUCACUGGACGCUUGGCAAGCAGAAGAUGGCGAAAAGUACAGGCAACGUUGUUAGCCCAUUCUUCGCCCUGGAACGCUUCGGCAUCGAUGCCAUGCGCUGGUAUCUCAUCCAUGAGGGCGGCAUUGCCGAUGAUGCCGACUACGAGAACAGCUUCAUCAUCGAGAAGUACAAGAAAGGUCUGCAGGGCGGAUUGGGAAAUCUUGCCAGCCGCGUCACUCGCGGUAAGGGCUGGGAUGUUCGACGUGCCGUGCAACGCUUUGCGCACCCCAAUGCAGCAGAAGUUGAUUCUGCCAUUUCACAGACUGCUGAAAAUGCACGCAUGUAUGGCAGCAUCCAGGAGUCUCCCAAUCAAGUCGACCAUCUCAUGGGGGAACUCUUCCCGAAUCGCGCCUUGCAACGAAUCAUGAAGCUCGUCUACGACACCAACGCCUUCCUCCAACAUGCCUCCCCGUGGACGAUGGUGACGCAAUUGCGUUCUGCCAUGGCUGACACAACCGGCAAAGAGCUCUAUGAUGCCGCGAAGGAGGGUCUCACGCCUGAGAAGAUGGAAGAACAGAUUGAUUGUACCAUCUACCUCGCCGCCGAAGCUUUACGCAUAACGGGCAUUCUGCUUCUGCCCUUCAUGCCUGAUUCUGCGAAGAAGCAAUUGGAUAUGCUGGGUGUUGCAGGGGAUAGAAGGACCUGGGAAUGGUGCCACGUCGGCAAGGAUGACAGCUAUGGCACCCCUUUGAUUGAUAUCGGCUCUGGUACCAAGGGCACCCUGUUUCCAGCUUUGACGAGCCACUUUUAG
Messenger RNA from Ramularia collo-cygni, 1842 nucleotides. Its product is annotated as probable methionyl-tRNA synthetase. Gene Ontology annotation, molecular function: methionine-tRNA ligase activity; ATP binding. The transcript has a single exon. Gene Ontology annotation, biological process: methionyl-tRNA aminoacylation. The record is from RefSeq and is a predicted model, not a curated record. Bases 1 to 1842 code for a protein of 613 amino acids. Lineage: Eukaryota; Fungi; Ascomycota; Dothideomycetes; Mycosphaerellales; Mycosphaerellaceae.